CACACCUACGUAAAGCAAAUGAUGGGGGGGGGAUAGCGCGGGAUUUUGCCAAGGUUCCGUUUGUUUCUUGAAUUUCCAACCACUUUGAUGCAGCCACGACAUAUGGACAAGUCAGACGAAUUAUCUAACUUGUCGGACGAUGAUUAUGUCCCUUAUAUACCAGUGAAGCAACGUAAACAACAGGAGCUUACUUCACUGCAGCGUGUAUUAGGUAAUCUUGCGUACACUGAAGUACCUGAGGAGGAACUAGACCAGGGUAAUACAGCAGAACAAGUUGAAGAUGAUCCGGAGGGUAUGACAAAAAAGUCAUCUGAUGACAAACAUCAUGGACCUAAUGCUCAGGGUAGUUUAUUUGAUAGAAUGUGGGAAUUAAAGCGAAAAGCUGAAGAAAGGAAGGAAACAGAACGGGAUAAAAAAUUAAAGGAAGAAGCUAAGAUUUUAGAAAGUGUUGCUGAAAAGACCGCUUUAAAAGGUGUUGCAGAACUAGCAAAAGGUAUCCAGUAUGAUAAACCAAUUCAAACCAGCUGGGUACCACCUGUAUAUAUCCGGGAACAAAGUGAAGAGAAAUCUGCAGAAAUCCGCAAAAAGUUUCGAAUUUUAACUGAAGGUGAUGAUGUACCUGCUCCUAUUCGACAUUUUAGUGAAAUGUGUUUUCCAAAGGCUUUAAUUGAUUUACUAAAACUACGUGGAAUAACAAAACCUACACCGAUUCAAAUGCAAGGUUUACCAGCUGUAUUAAGUGGUCGAGAUAUGAUUGGAAUUGCAUUCACCGGCUCCGGAAAAACAAUGGUGUUCUCAAUUCCAGUUAUAUUAUUUUCUAUGGAUCAAGAACAGAAAAUUCCAUUUAUUCAAAAUGAAGGACCUUAUGGUUUAGUUUUAGGUCCAUCUCGUGAAUUAGCUCGACAAACACAUGAAGUAAUAUGUAGCCUUAUUGAUGGUUUAGUCAAAGCUGGUUUCCCUUCUAUUCGUUGUUGCUUAUGUAUUGGUGGUAUGGCUGUUAAAGAACAAGCAGAUAUUGUUAAAAGAUCUGGUGUUCAUAUUUUGGUUGCUACACCAGGUCGUUUAAUAGAUUUACUUCAACGUAAAAUGAUUAAUUUAGAAGUAUGUCGUUAUCUUGUUUUGGAUGAAGCUGAUAGAAUGAUUGAUAUGGGUUUUGAAGAAGAAGUCCGAACUAUAUUCUCCUAUUUUAAGGGACAACGUCAAACACUUUUGUUCUCUGCUACUAUGCCGAAAAAAAUACAAAAUUUCGCUAAAUCAGCGUUGGUAAAACCCGUCACUGUUAAUGUUGGCCGAGCUGGAGCAGCUAGUAUGAAUGUCACUCAGGAAGUGGAAUAUGUGAAACAUGAAGCGAAAAUUCCUCAUUUACUUGAUGCUUUACAAAAAACUCCACCUCCUGUUAUUAUAUUUGCUGAGCGUAAACAAGAUGUGGAUGCUAUACAUGAAUAUCUUCUUUUGAAAGGUGUUGAAGCAGUUAGUAUUCAUGGUGGAAAAGAUCAAGAUGAACGUGUAUCAGCUGUAACAGAAUUUAGAGCUCAUCAUCGUGAUGUCUUAGUUGCUACAGAUGUGGCUAGUAAAGGUUUGGAUUUUCCGGAAAUUAAUCACGUGAUCAACUAUGAUAUGCCUGAAGAUAUUGAAAAUUAUGUACAUCGCAUCGGUCGUACUGGUCGUGGUCAUCAACGCGGGUUGGCUACAACAUUUAUCAACAAAUCAGUGGAUGAAUCCACUUUAUUAGAUUUAAAGCAUUUACUCAUAGAGGCUAAUCAACCUGUGCCAGAAUUUCUUGUUGAAUUGGCAUCAGCUACUGAAGUUGAACUUGAAAUGGGUGGUGAAGUUGGCUGUGCAUAUUGUGGUGGUUUAGGUCAUCGUAUAACACAUUGUCCAAAACUAGAAGCAAUGCAGAAUAAAGCUGCUAUUAAUCUGGGUCGUAAAGAUUUCUUGUCUUCUGCAGACUAUUAACAAAUUAUCAUUAUCAUCUGAUAAGCUGAAUACAGCCAAACAUUUGAUAGUUACUGUAAAUAAUUUAUAAAUUUAAUUUGUAAAUAAAAUCUUCAAUUGACGUUCGUA
Molecule: messenger RNA, 2064 nt
Organism: Schistosoma margrebowiei
Lineage: Eukaryota; Metazoa; Platyhelminthes; Trematoda; Strigeidida; Schistosomatidae
Source: the annotation of a GenBank genome assembly